Molecule: messenger RNA, 4008 nt
Organism: Tetrahymena thermophila SB210
Lineage: Eukaryota; Ciliophora; Oligohymenophorea; Hymenostomatida; Tetrahymenidae
Product: cyclic nucleotide-binding domain protein
Exons: 5
Source: RefSeq, a predicted model, not a curated record
UAUUAAUUUGUUUUUAAUUUAGAAAAUCAAACAAAUUUUAGAAAAAAGGUUAUACAAUAAGUCAUUUAUUUCGAGACAAAUCCUAAAAUGUCUGUCACUUAGUAUCUUUAAAAGCACCAGCAGACAUACUAUUAAAUACCUAUAUUCCAAAAGUAUCUUAAUAGAAGUGAUCUUAGCUAUUAAGAAAAGCUUGUACUAAAAGAAGGAUUAUCUAGAUAUUUUAUUUUUUCAAAGCUAAAUGAAGAUUAGCUAGUAGAAGCAGUUAAACACUCUUAGUACUUAAUAUUUUAAACAAAAGAAUAAAUCUUUAACAUAGGUGAUUACCUUGAGUAUUUUUAUGUUAUUAUUAAGGGUUCUGUCAGCUAGUACUGUACAGAGCAUUCAUAUGAAAUGGCUAAAAAUAAAUAGAAGUAAAACUCAGAUAUUGUUCUUGCUACAGCAGAUUCUACUAAGCAAAAGCUAUUCCGCAUAAAGAUACUGAACGAGGGUGACUAUCUUGCUGAAUAGGCUCUUUUGAAUACUGAACAAAAUCAUUAAUCUGCACUUCAAGCUGUAGCAGGUGCUCCAGAAGUUCAUUUACUCGCAAUAAAUAUAAACAUGUACAAAUAAUACUUGCAAACAGCUUCACGAAACAAUUUAAUAAACGAUAUUUAAACAAUGCAGUCAAACAGUAUAUUUGAUAAAUGGGAGUUUGAUAUGAUAAGGCUUCUUUAUUUUUUUAGUGUUAAAUAACAAUUUUAUAAUGGCCAAACCGUGUUUAAAGAAGAAGAGUCAGCUAAAGCAAUAUACAUUAUCCUUAAAGGUGAAUUCGGAGUUUAUAAGACUUUCUAGCAAUCUGAUGGGAAGAAAAUAAAAUAGUAAGGUAAUAAGAACCAUCUAUCAGAUGAAGAAUAGAAUGAAUCAAGCAGCGAAGAAGAUGAAGGAGAUAGUUUAUUUAAUAAUCAUGUAAAAAGGAAAUUUUAACAAGGUAUUGGUAAAGAUGGAGAUGAUGAAGAAGAAGAUAUAGAAGAAGAAGAAUAAUAGUAUUAAUUAUUCAAUAAAAUAUCUAAAGAUAAUUCAAGCAAGCCUACAUCUUAGUAGACUUAAAGAUCAAAAAAGCUAUCUAAAAAAACUGAGCUGAAUGAGUCUUUGAAUUACAUUGAAGAUAUUGAAGAUGAAGAAUUAGAUUAUUUUAGAACAUAAUCUAAAACAAUGGAUAUAAAACAGUAUAAAUCUCUUAAUUAAAUUACUAAAGAAUCAGAUGAAUAAAAUGAAGUCGCAUAAGUUCCUUUAACAAGCAAAAAGAGUAAGGCAAAAAGUAAAGUAUUUCUUUUUCCUAGUAAAGAUGAUAGCGCUACUCCUAAAAUGAUUAAUAAUCAACCAAAAAAUAAGCUCUUUUAACUUUACACCCUUGGUCAAAAUCAAAUAUUUGGUGAGGAAGAUGUGAUGAAAAAACAAAGUAGAACUUUUACUGUUAAAUGCAAUAGUUAUGGUGGAGGUAUUCUUUUAAUAAUUAGGAAGAAUAUAUUUGGCUUAAGCUUGCUGGCUAAUUCAAGUUCUGAGAUAUAUCUUAAAAAGAAUUUGCAGAUGAAAGAAGAGCGUUUUAGCUAAAGAGUCAAACUCAUCCAAGAAAAUAUUUAAAAAUAUAAAAAUUAUUUCUUUGAAAAUAAUGAAGAAAAUGCUACACCUAAAAAUCCUUUAAGAGCUAAGCGCAAGCUAGUUGAAAAAGAUUGCAUCAAUAUUGAUGAUUUUAUGAAAGCAAGCAAAAAAUAAGUAAUAUUAGAGAAAUCUGCCAAAUUAUAUGAUCUGAAUAACUUAGAUAAACAUAAAAAAGACAACGCUCCAUUAUUUACUGCAUAGAUGAUUACUGAAAAAAUCAAUACUUUUUCAAAUCCCAAUCUUAAAAAAAUUGAUCUAUUUAACUUUAAAAAUGACAUUUGCAAAGUUGAAAACCCUCCUUCAAUCCAUACAAUCUUUGAAAAUGAGCUUAAAAAAGCUUUAAAAAACCAAUAAAGUCAAACUUAAACUAAUUACCUCUAAGGAGCAUCAAGUAAUAUAGCUGCUAUAGCUUCUAACUCAUAGCCUAACACACAGAGAAGCCAAAAUAACUAAACCAUCAAACUUCAACAAGAAGCUAGAUUUAUUUCUAAACAUACUUAAAUACAUCAUAAACCAAAAUUUAGUGAAAAUAAUUUCUUAAAAGCAAGUGAUCCUAUAUUUUAGACAUCUAUUUCUUAAAAUAAUUCUGGAUUUAUGAGCACUUCUUCUCAAUUAAAAUCAUAGAAUUAAAGCCAACACUCAAGUAACUAAGAUAAUAACGUUAUCUAAAUCAGCAAUCCUCCUCUUCUUAAAAAAAAGGCCUCUAAAUCUGAUCCAAAUAUUAAGCUUCCACCAGAGCUUUUAAAUUAAAUGGGAUAAAUCAACCCUCAUAAUCAAGAACCUGAAGAAUCUCACAAUAAUAAUCCGAUACUGAUUCAAAAAGAUAAAAUUAAAAGAGAACUAAUGAUAAAGUAGCAAAUUUAAAAAAUAGAGCAGACCAACUAAAAUAAUAAAAAAUAAUUGUUAACAAACCCAUAAACAAACUAAAAUAAUGGAAAUCAACCAAUUGUUUCAAGGAAAAACAAAACACUAAUCGAAUCUAGCUCUGGUAAUUUGGUGUAUGUACCUCCUCUAAAUUAAGCUAUAAAUGUACCUAAAAUGAUCACGUCAACAAAGCCUGUUAAAAAAACUAUAUUCUUAGAAACCUUCACAAAACAAUUUUUUAAAAACAUGAAAGGAGUUUUUUAUAAAAAUUAUACAAAUCAGCAAGGAAGUUUGAAUACCUAUUCAUCAAUACAAGAAAGUUUAGCUAAACACGUACUGGAUCCAUCAAUCAAAUCGUUUUUAAUUCAAAAUCCAGGUAUUUUAGCCUCAAAAGAAAGAUAAGUGGAAUUUUUAAGGACAAAUAAUAUAUAAGAAAAACCCCAUCAAAAACUAAAUUUAAACAAAAAUUCUCUUAAAUCUGUACCUGAGUUUAAGCAACAGGACUUAAAUAGUGAUCAUUUAUAGGCUGAACACUAAUAAAUUCCAAACAAGGCUUACACUGAAAAAGCUUAAAAGAAUUCAAAAUCUGAAAUUAUUAAAGUCAACAUUUUCAGAAGCAAUUAAAAUGCAGCAUAAUCUUACAAAUUUGAUUUAAACAAAAUUAAAGAGUAAAACAACAAGCAACAACUCACCUCACCAGAAAAAAUAAGUCCGAAUAAAUAUAAAAGAACUUAAUCUGCUGUUGAAUUAGAUACUUGCUAAGAUGAAGAAGGACAGCCUGAUUAUUAAUUUAAUUUCUAAGAAGAAAAUUAAAAAUUUUCUCCAUUAAAAUUACAAAUGCAUAGUACUGCUGAGGGCUUUCACCCUUAAAAAGAUUUUUACUCUCAUCGUCACUAUUUUGAAGAAGCACAAACAUUGCCUGUUCAUUUGAAAAGUUAAAAAAUUGUAAAGCAAAACACUCUUUAACCUUAAAUCUUAGAUAAACUGCACUUUGAUUCGAAUUUAUAAACUGCUUAAUUACUAGAAAACAAAUUAAAUUUAUAAAUUUAACAAAAGCAACUAAAUAACAAUUCUACACAAUCUAUGGCAUUUUCUACACAUCAAAAUUUCUUUAGGCCCUCCCCUAUCAAAAAUUCUUCUAAUCAAAUGCUACGCUCAUAAUAGAUUUCCAAAACUUUUCAUAACUUAUCUCCUGAGAUACAAAAAAACAAAGGUCCAAUAAAUAGAAUUUUCGGAUCUUAGAGUUAAACAAAUUCAAUAGAUUUUUAGGAUAAAUUCUCUUAAAACUAACACUUCUAAAUAAAUGUAAAUUCUUGCAAUAAAGCUAAGGAAUUAGAAGACUAAAAAUAAUAAAAUUCAAGCGAGUAAUAUCAAAACCUCACAAAUGACCUAUUUAGAUAAAAAAUAGAAAAUGAUAAAAACAUGAUAAAAAUGACAAAUUUAUUUAUUUAAUAAACUCCAAAUGUCUCUAAAAAGCAUUAAAAACUGCACAAAGAUUCUAUUUGA